AUGGAAAUGAACUUUCAUACCAAUGAAGGAGUUCGCUUUCGGAAAGUGAAGGCAAAUAUUGGUAUUGAUGAUGAGUGUAGUGAAUUAGAGGAGUCAGAUGUUGUUGAUCGAUUCAAGGAAGAGACGCAAGGAGGAAGUCAGGAUAUAUCAGCAUCUCCUUGCGAAGAACAUGGUGAUAGGGAAUGGUUGUACGUGCCAAGUUUUUGGGACUAUAUAAAGGGUGAACUUACGAGGGGAUAUUCGCUUGAUAACGAUGAAUUACGAUAUACGGAAAAACAGAAGAAAAUAAGUGCAUUUUUGAGGAUACCAAUUGAAUUAGAGAAAUUUUUAUUUUAUGGUACAUUGCAAUGUUUGGAGGCUUUUUGUCAUUUAUCUACAUUUCUACCAAUUCGGUUAUUGACAUCUGUCGUCGGUUUGUUAUUAUGGUCAAGGAAAUGGACCGCAUCUAAUACUUGUGAUUUUUUGAAAGCUUUCAUUGUGACAGUUUGUUCAUGUCUCAUGACUUUGAUUGACACAUCAGUAAUGUAUCACCAGGUUCGGGGACAAGGUGUAAUUAAACUUUAUAUUUUUUACAAUAUGCUUGAAGUAGCCGACAAGUUAUUUAGUAGUUUCGGUCAGGAUAUUUUUGACGCCUUAUUUUGGUCAAGUACACAUUCGUCAUCAAGUUAUGUGCGAAUGUUUGUGCACCUAUUUAUUGCAAUCAUUUAUACUUGGUUACAUACAAUACUCGUCUUAUUACAGGCCACAACUUUGAAUGUUGCUUUUAAUUCACAUACGCAGGCACUGCUUGCUAUAAUGAUGUCCAAUAAUUUUGUUGAACUGAAAGGUUCAGUCUUUAAAAAGUUCGCUAAGGCAAAUCUUUUCCAGAUGUCUUGCAGUGAUGUUCGUGAGCGCUUUCAUAUCUUUACUUUAUUAGCAGUUGUGGUUGUACGAAAUAUGAUGGCCGUGAAUUGGAAAUUCGAGCAUUUCAUGGAAAUGUUGCCAGAUCUUGCUUUGGUGACGAUUGCUGAAAUAAUUGUUGACUGGUUAAAACACGCCUUCAUCACUAAGUUUAAUGAAAUACCAGCGGAGGUAUAUCAAGACUUUACGAUAACAAUUGCUUUUGAUGUUGUUCGGAGCCGCGACGAGAAAGCCUUUUCAGAUUAUUCAGACCAAGUAUCAAGACGAAUGGGUUUUAUACCUAUUCCAUUAACAAUUAUGCUGAUACGCGUUAUUACUCAAACAUUUGAUUUCACUAUUACAUCCGUGCAGCUUGUGUUUUGUUUCACAUGGAUUUUGUUAUUGUCACUGAAAAUAGUAAAUGGUAUCGUUGUGCUUGGAAAAGCAUGCAGACAUGUGAAGCGUUACCGUGAACUUCAAGAAAAAGCAGAAUGUGAAAUUUUUCGAAAAAGGGUACUGAUGAGGAAAAGCAAGAGUGCUCCGAACUCACCACGGAUAAGUUUGGUUGAUUUUAGUGAUGUUCUUCAUCAGACAGUAUCAAAUAAAGGUUUCACUGUGUCAGAUUUAAUGUCCCAUUGGGAUGAAUUAAACCGCAGUCUGGAAACUACGCCUGUUCAAGAGCCACGAAGAACAAAGUCGUUGGCUAUUUUCAAAUCUCGAAGGGACAAUUCACUACCAUCUCAUACCACUAAUACUGAAAAGGACGAGAAGGAAGAUGCGUCAGAAAUCGCAGACCAGUCAAAGAAUACUCCAAGAAAACGUACUAGAACCACAGAAUGUGAGAGUCUUUCUGAUGUUCAAGCAUAUACAAUGCUCGGUAAUGCAACAGAACCUAUGGAGGUACUUUGA
Messenger RNA from Brugia malayi, 1788 nucleotides. RefSeq lists its product as uncharacterized. NCBI's taxonomy places the organism in Eukaryota, Metazoa, Nematoda, Chromadorea, Rhabditida, Onchocercidae. Gene Ontology annotation, cellular component: ciliary basal body; endoplasmic reticulum membrane. Bases 1 to 1788 code for a protein of 595 amino acids. Gene Ontology annotation, biological process: maintenance of protein localization in endoplasmic reticulum; positive regulation of cilium assembly. The transcript has 12 exons. The record is from RefSeq and is a predicted model, not a curated record.